CGAAUGUUAACGCGUACUCCGAAUUAUGGUUUUUAUUAUCUACAUAAAGCAAUGAGUAAUGACAUGGGACGUCCUCCAGCUCAAAAGCAAUAUGAUUACUUGUUGAAAUUUCUUUUGGUUGGUGAUAGUGAUGUGGGUAAACAAGAAAUUUUAUCAGGUCUUGAGGAUGGUUCAGCUGAAUCACCGUUCUGCAGCGGAAGUUGUAGUGCGUACAAAACUACUACAAUUCUUUUGGAUGGCAAAAGAGUUAAACUACAAUUAUGGGACACUUCUGGCCAGGGUCGAUUUUGUACAAUAAUUCGUUCAUAUUCCAGAGGCGCACAAGGUGUUUUAUUAGUUUAUGAUAUUACUAGUAAGUGGUCAUUUGCUGGUUUGGAUCGAUGGCUAAAAGAAGUCGAAGAGCAUGCACCAGGUGUACCCAAAGUUUUAGUUGGUAAUCGAUUACAUUUAGCAUUUAAGAGGCAAGUUGGUGAACGGGAAGCAGAAAUUUACGCAGCUAAACAUCGUAUGGCUUUUUUUGAAGUUAGUCCAUUGUGUAAUUUUAAUAUACGUGAAAGUUUUCGAGAAUUAUCACGUAUGGCAUUAACUAGGAAUGGUAUGGAAAGAUUAUGGCGUUCUAAUAGAGUUUUAAGUCUGCAAGAGUUAUGUUGUCGUGCAAUAGUAGCACGAACCACUGUAUAUAGCAUUGAACAGCUACCCUUACCGCCAUCAAUAAAAUCACACUUAAAAUCGUAUGCGUUAACUGGUGGUGGCCUGUCCACAUUACGACAUUCACACAGUCAUCGUGGCCAUGGUAGUCAUAAGAAACAUCAUCGUUUACCUGGUAGUGGUGCAUCGAGUCCGUCCAAUCCUCAUGGUGGUGCUGCCAGUGUUGGUGAUUCACGGACUAGUUGUGGUGGGCGUAAUUCUUGUGUACUAUCGUGACAAAUAAAUAAUAAGUUGUCGCAGAUGUUCUCUCUUGUUCGACAUCGAUUCAAUAUCACAAAUAAAUAAAUAUUUAUUGUGGCCCCCAAAUGUACAUUCAAGUAUUCAAUUUUUUUGUACAAACAAAUUGGUCAUACACAGGCCAUCGGCUUGUCCGAACACUUCCUUGCUUCCGUAGUGACAGCUAUGGCUGCGCCCGCGAUUUUUUUACUUGAAUUGUAAACAAGAUGGAAUAAUGUAGAGCUAAUUAAUAUUUUGCAUAGUGUAUGAACAUUAUUUGUUUGUACAAUUAAGAGUGACAAACUGUUUGACGAUUGUAAUAUUUAAGGGCCCCUUAAAACAAUUAUUUAUUUUUUUUUUUGGGAAAAAUUAUUGU
Chrysoperla carnea is the source of this 1300-nucleotide messenger RNA. RefSeq names its product ras-related protein Rab-40C (gene Rab40). Gene Ontology annotation, biological process: intracellular signal transduction; protein localization to plasma membrane. The coding region runs from base 4 to 924 and encodes 306 amino acids. Gene Ontology annotation, molecular function: GTP binding; GTPase activity. NCBI's taxonomy places the organism in Eukaryota, Metazoa, Arthropoda, Insecta, Neuroptera, Chrysopidae. Gene Ontology annotation, cellular component: synaptic vesicle; endosome; plasma membrane. The record is from RefSeq and is a predicted model, not a curated record. The transcript has 4 exons.